GAAAUUGAUAUAGAUUCAAAAAGAACAUGCAUGUCACAUUUUUGUUUGAAGUACAUAUUAAAGAAAUGUGAUCCGUUAUGUUGAAUUCUGUGUAGAAUAUAAUUGGAAGGUAUAUAUACUUGACAGUGCAUUUUAAAGUACAGUAUGUACAUGUAGCUUGGAUGCAAAAAUGUGGAAUAUUUUUUGAAACAGUAGAAAAAGUCUGAAUUCUGGAGCUGGUGAAGUAAAAUUUUAUCGUCAUAUUUAUAAGGAUGUAAAAAUUAUGUUUUAAAAUAGUGCUAUUUCCUGUUUUUAGUUGAAAGAAAUGAUACCAGUUUUGUGCUCUGAAAUCACAUCUGUUUCUGAAAUAUGAUGUUUUUUUAUGUUGCAAACAGUAGAAAACUUUAAGUGUCUUAAUUCUUUAAAAGGAUAAUGGACUCAACAUUGAGUGUGACAGUCUGAAAGCUUUUCCUAUUUAAUAGAUUAGUGCAUUGCUUUUUCUCUGUCAAGGUUGAAACACCCUGUUAAUUGAAUUACAAAUCAAAAGACUUCUGUAACAUGAUAACAAUAUAUACUGCAAUUUUAGAGUUUAUGAAAUGGAAUUAAUAUGCUGCAAAGAUCAUAUGUCGAAUAGGAUAACUUGUAAUGUGGUUUACCUAAUGGAUAUAUAUGUGAUAAAUGAAAAUUAAAAUUAAAGCAAUAAGUUACUUGCAUCUUUAAGAACUAUAUAGUGGAAACAAUGAAUAAGGAAUUAGUACUUGAAAGGAAGGAACAUCUGUCUGAUCCUGUGUACAUGCAUCGUAGGAUGAGACUACAUAAUAUAUCAUUAAUGAGGCAGUACAGAUUAGAAAUGUGCCAGCAAUGGUUAGUCCAUGAAGAUGGUGCUUUAGCCUACCAAUUACAGAACAAAGAGAUUGAUUUCCAUUAUGGAUUGAACAGAUAUAACAGAAGGACUAUAAGAGAUGACAUUCCAGUGGCUCGUGUGGUACAGGAUGAUGAAGAGGUCAUUCAACAACAAGAGAGAUUCCAGGAACUAGAGGCCCUCAAAGCUCAAGCUGAAGAAGAUGAGGAGGUUGCUAGGAGAGUUACAGAAGAAUUGAUGAGUGAGGAAGAAGCUCACAAGAGACAAAGAGAAUUAGAGGAUGAGGAAGUUGCAAGAACGGUUCAGGAAAAAGAAAAGAAAAAAUAUGAGAAAUACAUAGAGAAACAGAGACUCAAAGAACUUAAAACAGAGCGUAAAAUAUUAGAGAAGCAGUUAGAACAACAUACCCAGGAUGCUCGGUUGACUCUCCGAUCUAGUCAAGAUGAAGGUACAUCAGAUGAAGAUGUCGGAGAUGUGCAGCAUUCCAUGGGUGAUAUGGCGGUAUCAGGCAGAAACAGCAGGUCAGAACGUAAUGGUUACACUAGGUAUAUGUACAGAGUAACACCAUCAGGGAGAAUAGAAGAUGAAGGAGACUUCACAGAUUUCUUUGCUGUACCUGACAACAUUCCUGAAGAACAUAGGUCACGUCUACAGCAGCUUCAAGAUGAGGAACUUGCAAGACUCCUACAAGAACAAGAACAUAAGAGAACAAAAGCAGAAGUUGAUCGUGUCAAAUUACGGGAAAUAGAGGAGCAAGAUGAACGACUAGCAAAAAUUAUACAGGAACAAGAAAAACUCAGGGCAAAACGAGCAAAAGAAAAGAAAAAACAGCAAGAUGAUGUGAAAAGACAACAACAACAGAUGCAAAUGACCAAUCCUGCAACAAGACCACUUCCUGAUUUACCUGGAAAACGAAUCUCCUCAGAUCCACCUGUCAAUAGGUCACAUGACCAUCAUAGAUUACGCAGAGACAGUUUUAUACAGUCAAUAGAAAAUAGGUCUUCCCAACAACCUCGAACUCCUGAAUCAGAGCAGAGCACAACAUCGUCAAGGAAUUCCCAACGACAACCGUCAAGGCAACAGUCAUUAGAUCCAUUAAACCGACCUCGACUUCCUACACCUAAUGAAGUUCCAUCACAUUCAGUGCAUAGUGUUGAACAAUGGGUACUUAAUUCUGCCCGAGAGACACAAAAUUAUCAACAUGAAAGACGAAGACUUCCAUCAAAUCGUUCAGAUGAAAUGAUCCCAUCACCUUCACCUCCAGGAAGUUACCACAGUGAAGAUGAACUUCCUUACAGCGUAAUAAGAAAUGAUCUAGUCAGAGCACCACCACCUCCCUCAAAUCCCAGAGUAAAUAGCCAACAAAAUGGUAACCAUUAUGCAGUUAGUAAUCCCCUUGGUUUUAAUAUAGCAGCUGCAAUAGAUCCUACUUACAAAAGACAACCUAGAAAUGGAUCACAUGACGAAACUAACAUGAAAAUGCCAGUGUUAUCAUCAUCUAUGCCUUUACCCGAAGAAUUCGACCUGGAAUGGGACCCCAGUUUACGUGGAAGUCUUCGCAGACCAAAAGGAAGUUGGAACCCUUUAGCUGCCAACAACUAUCAUGACCGAAUGGGAGGAGCAAAUGAUAGUUUUUCUGAAGAGGGACCAGUUAUAAGUCAAUUCCAACCAGUUCAAGGUCAAAGAAGGUCAGCAUCAGAUAAACAGAAGACAAGAAAAUCUUCAAUUGGGAAUUCAAAGAAGGACAAACAAGGAAACUGCAAACAGCAGUAGAAAUUGUAAUCAAAUGAUAAUUUAUUUUUAUUGGAUUCAUUGUUAUUCAUUGGGCAUCAAUUUUCUAUGAUUUCAUGGGUUAACAUGAACCCCAAAUUAAAGUGUCAAACAAAAUACAAAUAUACUAAAGCGUCUUGUGUAGAUUUUAUCAAGACCAAGAAAUUUGGUAUCCAAUGAAAUUUUUUACCUAUGAAAAUCAAUCUAAAUGAAUCUUCAGUAUUUUAUACAAAGGUUGUAGAGCUUAUGUCUAAGCUGUGUUGUUGCUUGCAAUAUAUUGGCUCCCAAUUUAAUGAGAGCUUGCUCAAAAAGAAUUUUCUUGAGGUAUACCUGGCAUAUGCCACAGUUUUCAAGGGAAAUUAAAAUUUUUCUGUAUUCUUUCAAAUUUGACAGGGUCUAUAUUUUAUAUGCCAAUCAAAGAGGAAAACUUGCUUCACCCUGUCAAAAAUGAGAGCAGCCUCUUUAGCUGUGGUAAUAUUUCAAUUUGUAAUGUUAAAUACUUUUUAAACUACUGUAAAAUAAUACUUGCAAAUAAUGUUAUUUUUUCUUUGUGACUAUUACUCAUUGUAAUGAAUUUCAGGGUAAUCUCAUUUUCUUCAGAAGUUAUUCCAUAUUUUAUUUUUUCAAUUUGUCUUUUACUAUACAAAAGUAGUUUCUGUGAUAUUUAAUAUAGAAUUUCUGGAUAAAAUUUGCUCUAUUGUUUCGAGAUAUGAAAUGUAUUGAUUAUACUAAAAUGACCUACACAAAAAAUGAAGUUUUGAAUUUCAGAACUGUUGAACCAUUUUUACUGUAUUCAAACAAAAUGAAUAUUCAUUUUAUUCAAUUACUGGUUAGAAAUAAUAUAUUUGCAUAUUGGUAAAUAAUUUAAACACAAUAUAAUUUUAGGACUAUAGAUAUGUUAUUUGUUGGUUGUUAAUUAUCUUUUAAUUUUUUGGUUGUCAAGUUAAGUUUUCUAUCAAAAUUUGGUAUAUUUUAGGUAAGUAUCUUUAAAAAAUCCUUCAUCCUUAAAUAUUCUAUUUUACAGACCCCUAAAAUUAUGUUAUGAUUUAAAAGAAAUGUUCAGUUUGAACAAAAUAAAACAGGAAAUUUGAAAUCACAAGUCAUUCAACGUUCAAAUAUCUGAUAACUAUACUUAGAAGUUACUAUUGUCAUAUAUUAGUUAUUCUAUACCUCAUUCAACACCAAUAUGCUAUGUCACGUAGCUACUUUAUAAUGUUUGAAAAAAUCUGCUCCCCCAAUUUUGUCACAAAAAUGAAAACAUUUUAAAAUUUGAACAAUUGUUUCUUUAAACAAAGCAGUUCUAUUACAAGAACUCUAUAAUUUUAUUAAGAUCAUCCAAGAGAAGGUUGUUCCACAUGUUUAGAAACUUGUUUAUUUGUAUUUAUUUCAUACAUGCAUCACUUAUUCGUAUAUUGUUCAUGUGUACCGGUAUAUGUGCUCUGUAACAUUGUUUAAGAGAAUAAUAUGGAACUUUAUUUUCGAGAAAUGUUGAAAUCACUAGUGCAUCAAAUUGGGGUUCAGCAAGGAUAUAAAAGUUACCAUUUUGGUAGAUCACCUUGGCCUAAAGGUCUAGCCUUGUUGAAUAUUUUAUAAAAUUACCACAUUUUGGUUUCAUACCACAAUGUUAUAGUUGAAUUCCAGUGUUUACAGUUAAGGGAAAGGGUUGUAAAAUAUCAAGUAAAAUUGAUGUAGGUGUCUCUUUUUUGAUUAAUGAUUUUGAUAGGUUGCUGUCUCAUUGACUUAUAUAUAUCUUUAUUCUCUUUUAUGUAUAUAAGAAAUGUUUGCAUUUUUUUUUAAAUUGACAGUUUCUGGGUUUUUAAGGAAGUUGUUUUUUUUUUCAGAAAAAUGUUUUACACAUUGGAUAAAUAACAAAAAAACUCGAGAAUUUCAGCUGAUUUGUGCUGUAUUGUUGUGAAAUUUUGGGAAAUGUAUAUUUUCUCUCUCAAAAUGUGUACUUAUGAAGGUUGUUAUAUUGUAAAGCUUAAAGUUAUCAAUACCACUUUUGCAUUUGAAUUGUUUUGUAAUAAUAAAUGAUUUGUUAUGUUUAUAAGAUUAUUGACACAGAAGAUUUAUACAUGAACAUGAUUUUAUUAUUUGAUAGUGAAAAUAGACAAUGUUAUAAAUGUAAAGUAAAAUUUAUAUGAAUAAUUUGGGUAUAAAGAUAAUGUUUGAAGGACCUGAAGCAUUUAUAUUGUGGAAAAGUCAUAACAAAAAAGGAUAUACUGGUACAUAUGUAUAAUAAUUCAUAUUAAAGGUGCAUAAGACAACUGCAGCAUACUUCGUUGUCCAACUCCAAUUGAUGAUUACCAACUUGUACCAAUAGAAGGUGUUAGUUCACUUGACUUAUUUAUUAAAGGUGCAUAACUCAAUUUUUGCAUAUACCUCACACAAAAAUGACACAUGCAGUGAUAAUAAGAUUGCGGUAACUAUUUCUGUCUCGGUGAUAUUUUCACAGUAGGAACUUUAACCUAACUUAUAUAAAACAGGAAAAUCAUAGUUGUCCAUACAGAGUAGGCAUAUAUGGUGCAAAUUGUUUGGCUGUUAAAAUGUGACAUUCUUAAAGGAGUAGGUCCAGUAAGACCCCUUUUUGGCCCCAAAAUAUAGCAGUUUUACAAAAUUGUUAAAAUGUAAACUUUUAGCUAUUUAUUGGAAAGUAGAAUACUUCUGCUGCAUAAAUAUGGGCUUGUUUUGACAAAACAAUGCACAUAUAUCGGGUACUAGCAUCAUUAAGUCAUGCUAAAUCAUGAAAUCUUCACAAUUUUAGCAUUUGAGUUAAAUUUUAUACUGUUUUUGUCUUUAAUGGAAGUGGCCGCAUUUGUGUUCAUUCUUAAUAUUUAAAUGUAAGUUGUAUUUGAUGAUAAUACAUAACAUAUAUAAAGAUUGAGAGUGAACACGGAUGCGGCCACUUUCAUUUUUGACAAAAACCAUCUGAAAAGUGACAAAUUAUGGCAUAUUUGAUAGAUUUGUCAUAUUUAAGCUUGUAUUUGAGCGUAUUUAAUGACUAAAUCAGUUCAAAUCUUUCACAUAAACUAAUUGAAUAGACUGAAGUAGACACUUAAGUGUUUAAAAAGUGUCCAAAAUCUUUCAUCAGAAGAACCUGAAUUUGAGGCCAAAAUCGGCCCUUACCGGACCUACUCCUUUGUCAUCUUUUAUUAUUUUCAACUUUAGUUUUUGCAGCAGUAUAGAAAUAAUAUACAUAUAUGAAUGUCAAAGGUUUGAAAUAUAUCAAAAUAGGACUUUAUGAUUGUGGUUAAAAAUAAAUGACUAUCCUUUAUACCGAGGAAGUCAACAACAAGCAAAACUAGAGUAUAUUGUGUAACCUUUAGUGGCUGUCCACAUGACAAUAUGAUGAGAAAUAACUAUAUAUUAAUGGAGCAUGAUUUUAAUUAUUGUUCUUCAUCUGUGCAAUGUCUGUACGAUCAUUCAUGAUAGGCUAAAGAGCUUCCAUGGUUUAAAGGGGUUGAAUACUCAAAUAUAAAUAAUCAAAUCAGCUAGUUUGUUACCACUACUACAUAAAAAAGUUUUCUACAUGUAUGAAAUUAAAAAUAAUUUUUGGAAGCAUACCUUUACAAGACUAUGUGAGCUGUAUGCCUAAUUAGCUUUAAAGUUGACAAAAAAUAAGAAUAAGAUAUCUGACAUUUAACUUAAUGAAAAAACUAUGUAAGUUGUUCAAAGCCACUGUGUAAGUUAUUUUCAAUAAGUCAAAUUAAUUUCAUAAGUUUUCCCUAAUUUUUUUUUUGCUUAUAAACUAAUAUAUUUUCCAACAGUUUGACCCCAUGGUAUAUUGAAUUUCAUUGCAAUAAAUUCCAGAUAUUAAUUUUGACAUUCCAUACUCUUUUUUUUUUUUAAGAAAGAAUUUUUUUGUUGAAAUUGUAUUUUUCUGACAGUAAAAUAUGUCAUUUAUCAUGUUUGUAAGUAGUUACUUCAUUAUGUGGAAUUAAUAUAAAAAACAGUACUUAUUUUAUCAUCAUAGUUUUGUUAUUCAUUUUUUUUAUUAAUUUUCAUCAUUGAUAAUUCUGUUAUGUAUAUUCUCCAAAUCAUAGACUCAGAAUAUUAACAUCCAAAUAUUGUAAAGUGGUACAUUUCACAAAGGUUUUUUCUUCUAAAUUCUUAAAUAAAGAUAUAAUCAUGAAAAUAUGUCCAUCUUAUAAAUUAAAGGUAUAAGAAGGACUAGAGAUAUGAACAAGAAAAUGUGAAAAUAAAGUCUCACUGAGGGAGGGAGGAAGGGAGGGGGAUUCCAAAUGUAGACCAAUAAAAUUGAGAAUGGAAAUGGGGAAUGUGUCAAAGAGACAACAACCCGACCAAAGAGCAUAAAAACAGCCGAAGGCCACCAAUGGGUCUUCAACACAGCGAGAAAACCUUGCACCAGGAGGCGGGCCUCAGCUGGCCCUUAUAUAAAAAUGUGUACUAGUUCAGUGAAAAUGGACAUCACACUAAACUCCAUAACAUAUAAAUGAA
Mytilus californianus (California mussel) is the source of this 7069-nucleotide messenger RNA. Its product is annotated as trichohyalin-like. The transcript is spliced from 14 exons. The coding region runs from base 719 to 2614 and encodes 631 amino acids. Lineage: Eukaryota; Metazoa; Mollusca; Bivalvia; Mytilida; Mytilidae. The record is from RefSeq and is a predicted model, not a curated record.